GGUUCUGAACCUUGCUGUCAACAACACCAUCAAAAACAUCAAACUGAUACCCGAGCCACACAUCAUGGAUAUCGUCAAAGAAUGCCCCGAUAAAUUAGUAAAAGAACCCAAAUCAUUAUCCGAAGACGAAAAACGAAUGCUUGUCACACAGUCCUCGCGCUUAGUUACCGAAUAUCAAGCCAAGCAACUGGAAACGCAUGCACAGAAACAUUGGGAUCUGUUCUACAAACGGAAUGAGACUCGAUUCUUUAAGGAUCGGCGAUGGACAACCAGAGAGUUUGACGAAUUGCUCGACGAUCAAAAUCUUUCGAGCGAUGUAGAAGUGUCAACGAGUCGCACGAAAUAUUUACUGGAAGUUGGUUGCGGCGUGGGAAAUUUAGUUUUCCCGUUGAUUGAGGAGCGGAAAACGAAAUUCUUUUUUUACGCUUGCGAUUUCUCACCGCGAGCAGUUGAAUUUGUCAAACAAAAUCCACUGUACGACGAGAAUGUGAUAAAGGCCUUUCAGUGCGAUGUGACAAAAGCUAGUCAGCUGAACGAUGUUAUUCCCUUCGAAUCGCUGGACAUUGUGACGAUGAUAUUUGUACUGUCAGCUAUUCAUCCAGACAAUUUUGUCGGUGUAUUCGGAACGCUGUUUAAAUUGCUCAGACCAGGAGGUGUACUGCUGUUCAGAGACUACGGUUUAUAUGACAUGGCCCAAUUGAGGUUCAAACCGGGACAUAAAAUAAACGAAAAUUUCUACAUGCGACAGGAUGGAACGAGGAGUUACUACUUUGCCGAAGACGAACUAUCACAAUUGGUCAAAUCAGUUGGAUUCGACGUGAACGAAUGCGGAUAUGUGCAUCGUCGAACGGUGAACGUGAAAGAGAAGAUUGACACACCGCGCAUAUUCAUUCAGGGAAAAUUUGUAAAGCCAGCAACGGUAACAUUAAACAGUUGAUGGCCAGCAAAGCUCA
Molecule: messenger RNA, 953 nt
Organism: Bradysia coprophila
Lineage: Eukaryota; Metazoa; Arthropoda; Insecta; Diptera; Sciaridae
Product: tRNA N(3)-cytidine methyltransferase METTL6
Source: RefSeq, a predicted model, not a curated record